Messenger RNA from Acanthochromis polyacanthus (spiny chromis), 2835 nucleotides. RefSeq lists its product as uncharacterized. The record is from RefSeq and is a predicted model, not a curated record. The transcript is spliced from 5 exons. NCBI's taxonomy places the organism in Eukaryota, Metazoa, Chordata, Actinopteri, Pomacentridae. The coding region runs from base 2085 to 2633 and encodes 182 amino acids. Gene Ontology annotation, cellular component: membrane; cytoplasm.
ACAUUUAUCCCAUUUCAGUUUGGAUUUUCAGCUUAAAUGUUAGUGCUGGGGUCAAAAAGGAGAAUCUUUUAUGACGUUUGACCCCCAAAAAAGCACAAUUUGGACUUAAAUUAGUAGAAAAUUGUGUUUUUUUAUAGAUAUUUUCAAAAUCAAAUCAAAUGCCUUUAUUGUCAUCGGAGAAUGAAAUUCUGAGUUAAUCUCCUUUGUGGGAUAAAACAAUUACAACAGAUAAGAUUAAAAAUAUACUAUGCAAAAUAUGUUUUAUAAUGUAUUUACUUUAUUUAGCAUUUAUUUAAGCAGGUCAGUCCCAGUGAGAGCAGAGAUCUGCUUAAAAGGAGACCAGCAGCAUCGUCACAACAGGAUGUAAGAAAACAAACAUAAAAUCACUCAUAAAUGAAUAAAUUUGCACAAACCCACCCAGAACUGCACUGCUCAUGCUAAAUGCACACGUUCAGGAGUUAGUGCUGGUCCUGCUGCUUUAUGGCCUCAGGGGUCAAAACUUUAGCAGUGUGGAGGGUCCAGAUGGAGCUGUAGCGCCUCCUGGAGGGCAGCAGAGGAAACAGGAGGUGGAUGGGUGGGCAGCUGUGUUUUGAUGAGUUUCUGUUUUGAUGACCGUGGAGCUUUCCUAUCUGCCUCAGUGCUGCCUGUGAACCCACCAGAAGGUCCUGCAGAGGAUGAUCUCCACAGAGAACCUGCAGAAGGUCAGCAGCAGCUGCUGGGACACAUCUGCCCUCUUCAAUGUUCUGGUUCUACCCCGGGGUCUCCUCCCAGGAGGACGUGUUCAGAAAACCUCCAAAGGAAGUCUCCAUGGAGGAUCAGAACCAGAUGUCCAAACCACCUCCACUGGUUCCUUCAGAGGUGAAUGAUCAGCAGCUCUACUCUGAGCUCCCUCCAGAUGUCUGAUCUUCUCCUCCUGUCUCUAAGGUUGAGCCCAGACACCCUACAGAGGAAGCUCAUUUCAGACGCUUGUAUCCAUGAUUUCAUUCUUUGGGUUGGAACGUAGAUGGAUGGUAAACUGAGAUCUUCUCCUUGAGGCUCAGCUCCCUCUUCACCACCACGGUUCGGUACAACGCCCUGACUUUGUGCUAAUCUCUGAAAACCCUCCACCACUGAUGGGUCUGUAAUCCUCUGGGCUGGUGAUGGUAAUUCUUUGGGUCUGGGAAUAAUGGUGGCAGAUUUAAAAUGUUUGAGGACCGGGCAUGAUGACAGACAGACUGAAGACGCUCCAGAAUUCCUCUGCAGUCUCUUAGGACUCAGGUUCACACCGUGGAACGUUGUCCUGACGUCCUCUGAGCUCACAGCUGGUCAUCGGUGGAUGGUGGUGGAGGUGUUGCUCCUCAGAGGUCUGAAGAAGAGUUGAGUUCCUGCUGUUUUAUAUUUUUAGGUAUUUGUGUUGUUUAAGGUUUGCGUGUAUUCAUAAAGAACAAUCCAAACCAAAUAUUUCUUCUUGUAUCAUUUUUUAUCAUAUUAUAAAUUAUUUAUCAUAAUUUUGCUGAUUUUUGCUUUUAACUAAACUCUAGUUAAAUGACAGAAUAAUGGUGAAUAUGAAUGUUUAGAAGCUAUGAAAUUAAAUUAGUCGCGAUAAAAUGUUUGUUUUUCAUUAGGAGUCAAAAAAAGCUGUAGUAAAAGACAUUUUUAGCUGUUAAGAGUCUAAACAGAGUGGUAUAAAUGCUACAGCUGCUUUCUUUGCGGUGAUAACGUGGAGUUUCAGCUGCAGGAGUGGCGUCUAUUUACAGAGAGCUCACAUUCUGAAGCUCCAACAGACGAACACCAGAGUCAGAAACUGGAGGAAAACUGAUUUUAAAGGUUGAAUAAAUGACAGUGUGUGCUGCAGAGAGCUCAUUUCUCCACUUGGUUCUCUUUAUUUGUGCUUAAAUCCAGUUUUUCUCCGUCAGUCGGUUUUAUCGUCCUCCAUGUGCUCUUUUCUCAGAUUCCUCUCCAGCCGGCUGAUAAAAGCUUUUAUCUGCAGAACUUUGACCCAUCAGGACGUUCUCUCUGUGCUGGAGAACCAAUCAGGAAGCAGCUUUUAGAUCUUCUGGCUUCAGAGACUGAAGGGGAGAAGAACCAGCGAGAGAUCCGUCACCAUGAACCGGGUCUGGGCUGCGUUCAAAGCCCGUCCGUACGUCAGCAACGUCCUGGGCUACACGGCCCUGUUCGCCUCCGCCGACCUCUUCCAGCAGAACUUCCUGGCUCAGAAAGCUGCCGCCGGGUCGGAGGGACAGGGAGGCGUGGACUGGACCCAGACGGCCCGGGUGGCGACGGUCGGCUUCUGUUUCCACGCCAACUUCAACUACCGCUGGCUGGCGGCUCUGGAGAAGCUGCUGCCUGGAGGAGGGAUGAAGGCAGUGGCGGGAAAGGUGGUGUUGGAUCAGCUGAUCGCUGCGCCGCUCACCAUCAGCGCUUUUUAUCUCGGUUUAAGUUUCCUAGAAGACAAAGAGGAGCUGCUGGAGGACUGGAGGCAGAAGUUCUGGACGUCUUAUCAGACUGGGGUGGUCUACUGGUCGACGAUGCAGGCGAUAAACUUCACCUUCGUCCCUCCGGUAGCUCGGACCGUGUUCCUGGGAGGCGUCGCUCUGACCUUCACCGUCUUCCUGUGUCACCUGAGACAGCAGCAAAACCACAAACCGGAAUAGACCUGACAGCAGCAAAACCACAAACCGGAAUAGACCUGACAGCAGCAAAACCACAAACCGGAAUAGACCUGACAGCAGCAAAACCACAAACCGGAAUAGACCUGACAGCAGCGAAACCACAAACCGGAAUAGACCUGACAGCAACAAAACCACAAACCGGAAUAAGCCUGACAGCAGCAAAACCACAAACCGGAAUAGACCU